ACCAACGAUUUGUAUUUCUGUGGCCGCUACAUAUACUAGUAUUCCGCGUGCGUGAGCGGCGAGCCAGCUUAGCGCUUGCGCAUGCGGACGCGUCUGUCUCGAUCAAAAUAUAUUUAUAAAAUAUAAUGAUUAGUCGAUAAAUUUGAUCAAAAUUAAUCUUAGAAAUACAAUUUUUAUUUGAGUAUAAUUUUUAUUUUUUAAAAUUAAAUAAAUACCAUGUAAUAUUGUUCAGAUCAUUUGAAAAGCCCUUUUUAAAGUUUUUGUUGAUGAUAAAACUUAGCAAUUCGGCAAUUUCUGAACUCUGGCCCGUGGAAAUCUGUGGAAAUUUCUUGCGGAAAUCGAACACAAAUCGACAUUUCGCCGCGUGAACGUGUCAUAUAAGUUGCUGUCUGUAUAUCGUCACACAAUCUCUACACUACUCAUGAAUAUUGAGGGUAAAGUGGUUAUCAAUAAUUGAAGACAAAUAGACAAUCAAAAUGGCAGAGGAUUUGGAUGUUGAGGCCAUGUUGGAGGCCCCCUACAUGUACAAAAAAGAGGAAGCCGCCCCAGAGAAAGAUGAUCAACCCACACAUGAAGAAACAGAAGAGGAAGCCCCGGCGUCAAAGAAAAAGGAAGAAAGGAGAAGGAGUCGCAGCAGGAGCAAAGGAAGGAAACGCAGCCGCAGCAAGAGCAAAGAAAGACACAGAGAUCGCAAGGAUCGCGACAGAGGCCGAGACAGGGACCGUGAAAGAGACCGGGACAGGGGAGACCGAGACAAGGAUAGAGAUCGUGACAGGGACCGAGGUGACAGGAGGGAUCGUGACAGAGACAGGGACAGACGAAGGAGCCCGCCGAGGAGACGGAGCCGAAGCAGGGAGCGCUACGGAGGGUACAGGGGAGGAGACCGAUGGGGUGGAGGAGGCUAUAGGGGUGGUCGAGGUGGCUAUUAUCACAGAGACAGGGAGGAAGACAACUACAGAUCCAAAAGAUCACGCAGUAAAGAACGCAACAAGGAAAUCAGCCCUGUGCGGGAUGAUCCAGAUGCAGAUACGCGUGAUGCCAGAACUGUUUUCGUUAUGCAACUUUCACAGAGAGCCAAAGAAAGGGAACUCAAAGAAUUCUUCUCAUCAGUUGGAAAGGUGAGGACUGUCAAAAUCAUCACAGAUCGUAACUCAAGGAGAUCAAAAGGAGUAGGAUAUGUGGAAUACGAUUGUGCAGACUCAGUACCUCUGGCACUAGGACUCAACAAUCAGAAGUUACUAGGUGUUCCCAUCAUCGUACAGCCGUCCCAUGCAGAGAAGAACCGGUCAGCUGGUCAGAAUGUUACCCUGCAGAAAGUCAAUUCAGGUCCUAUGAGGCUCUAUGUAGGAUCUCUUCAUUAUAACAUCACAGAAGCUAUGCUCCGGGGCAUCUUUGAACCGUUUGGUAAAAUUGAUAAUAUUCAACUCAUGAUGGACACAGACGCCAAUCGAUCCAAGGGAUAUGGUUUUAUUACUUUCCAUGAUGCCGAGGAUGCCAAGAGGGCUCUAGAUCAGUUGAAUGGAUUUGAGUUAGCAGGAAGACCCAUGAAAGUCAACCACGUUACAGAGAGGAAUGAACAAGGUCAACAGACGCCGUCGUUUCUAGAUAGCGAAGAGCUUGAUAAGAGAGGCAUCACACUCAAUACUACCGGCAGAUUGCAACUUAUGGCUAAACUAGCAGAAGGCACUGGUUUCCAGAUCCCCGCUGCUGCAGCGGAAGCGUUGCAUCCGCUGAGCCAGGUACCAGGGAUGGGUCUACCAGGACUCCAGGUGAAUCCAACCCAGAUGACCUUACCACAGCCAGCAGCUGGUUUGAACCUACAGGAAUCCCUGCAAGCUGCUCAGCUACAGGCUCAACAGAGUGCGCAAGCUCUGGCAGCAGCCACUGCUUCAGCUCAACAGACCAAUUUGGCACUAGGAAUGGGAGCCGUACCAGACGUGUUAUCAGGCAUCCCACCUCUCGCAGCUGGUCUAUUACCUGAACCAGUACCUCAGGUACCACCGCCCGUACCACAGGUCCAAGCACCGGCACCACCAGCAGCAGCAGGUGGACCUACUGGAGCUGGAUCUACAGCUUGCUUCAUGCUCUCCAACAUGUUCGAUCCUCAAGCAGAGACAAUGAUAGGUUGGGAGACAGAUAUCCGAGAUGACGUGAUUGAGGAAUGUAAUAAACACGGAGGAGUGCUUCAUAUACACGUAGAUAAAGCAUCGCCGCAGGGAAAUGUUUAUGUCAAAUGCCCAAAUGCUCAGAUAGCUAUGGCGGCUGUUAGUAAUCUGCACAACAGAUGGUUUGCAGGUAAAAUGAUCACCGCAGCCUACAUGCCAGUGGCCAACUACCAUGCCAUCUUUCCGCAAGCUGCAUCAGCUACAAUGCUACUUCAACCCAGCACACCCAGGAGAGUGUAGCACGCUGACAGCAACGCUCUCCUUUCUGUCACGUCCAUGUCGCAGAAGUUGCUUCAGCCGUGACAAUUUUUACAGAACGUUCGAUACCAAAUAUCACCUCUUCUGUGCUGCGUGGGUGCUACAAGCAAAGCCAAGAGAUUAAUCGGUGAAACGUGUGACCAUCUUCUCUACUCUGGAAUUAUUGCCAUGCAGGGUUCCGUAACACAAAGAUUUGCGAUGGAUUGCAAAUGUGUAAGAACCGCACUGAUUGGUCCCUGGUCAGUAUUUCAAACCAAAUGCGCGUGUAACAUUGAUGUUGAUUGGUCAGUUCAUUUAGCGAUUGAUCGCUAAUCUUUGUGUUACGGAGCCCAGUUGUCAUUAAUGUCUAAUCAAAUGCUGAUACUUGGGCUUUGUUCUCUGAUUCGGUCUACAUGGAGUGGAUAAUGUACGGUUGAUCCCUUGCAAAUGGAAAUCGGUGUCUGACUAGGUAUUGAAUCGACGAUAUAUGCCACAUCGAUUUCUGCCGCUUGCUGCGCAGCUAGCAGGCUUGAUUUAUCACAAUAUAUGUGCCCAUAAGACUGAAAAUGUUCCAAAACUUUUGUUUUUUUUAAUAUGAGAAGUUUAUUGUCAAGCAGAGUGCUUAUAAUACCCUUUGUAAAAGUUCUAUUAUGUGGUUUUUAAUGUACAAUGUACAUGUGUUUUUAUGAUUAUCUGAUCUAAUAUCUAUUAAUACAGUAAUUCAUCACACUUGCCCACUCUUAACCACUACCCUGCCAAUGGGUGAUAUCUUAUUUCAAGAAAGGUUUUCAUAUAAUAUUUGUUAAAGAAAAAAAAAAGAAUUGUUUUGUUUUUAAAGAAGAAUAUGCUUAUGGUUUGCAGGGAGUUCAUGUGUUUUAUUUAAUUUUAUUAAUUGGAUUUGAUCCCAAACAUCAGUCUUUCUACUUCAUGUAGGCUGUUUAGUAAAGUGAUGCACUGAAGUUUUUGGGCAAUUUAUAAAGCAUGUAAAUGGGACCUCCUAUACCUGGAAUCUUUCUUAAAAUUAUAACUCUCUGCUUCGUGCGUCGUAUUAAAGCAUGUAAUGAUUUGAAAUUAUCAUGGCUUGAGCCAUUCAAGAAAUGAAAUAAGAAUGGAGAAAAUGUGGUUGAUUAUUACCCAUAUCAAACAUCCGAGCUGGUAAUUUACAAAACUGUAAUGCCCUAGAUUUCAUAAAUAUCAGAAAGGGAUAGGUAUAUUAUUUGUAUUUUCCUCUGUCGCUCUGCGCGUACUGACUUUGCAUGCUGAGAUGAUUCAAAAUAUACCUUUGUAUUUUCCCUGGUCUCACAUCUAGGCAUCUGAGGACGUGUAGAAAGAGAUAGGCGUCAUAUUGAUCUGCGCCGUGCAAUAUGUGUCAUAAUGUCAGUCAAGAUGAACAAACGCUGGAUACUGUGACAUUUCUUAUACGUCUCAAUGGUAAAGCUUAUGAGGCUCAGCCUGCCCAACAUGGAAAAUAGAAUCACACUCUUAAAGGUUAAAAUACUUAAUGUUUCAUGAUUUUGCUCUUGAUGUCUGAUUUCGAUGAUAAAAAUAUUAGGUGGCUCUUCUUUCGGGAAACGUCAAAUAUAUUGCCCUUAAGACUCAGUGCCAAUAUGAUUCUAUUGCGGGCUAUGUAUUUGUUGUACCCUCGAGUCCAGUCAAUAUUUUAUGAUUUUUUUUCAUGGGAUUGCCCUUUAUGUUAACUGUCCAUGUUGCAAUGGACCUCAGUUUAUCUGACCUCCCCCCGCUUCCAUAUAUCCUUCCUUAUCAAGAUGCUCCCCCUCAGUACCAAGAACCUGGGGUCUGUUUCAUAAAACACUUAGGAUUAUUGAAAGUUUACCAUUUGUUGUAACUACUAUGGUGAUAAGGCUCAGUAGCCAAUCAAUGUCAAGGUACAUGUACUUAGUUACAUUAUGGAAAGUUUACCAUAAACAGAGGUCUUUAUGAAACAGGGUCCUGAACCAAUUUCAUCCAGCAUCCACUUUUAAUAUCAGUCCUUGAAGGGAUUAAUUUUGCUCACCACAUUUGAUAAAUAUUUUUGGUCAUUAUAAAAAAGUUCUCAAUUACGUUAUGUACGUUCCUGAGCUAAAAUCUGCUAAAGAAAGACAUUUUGUGUUCCCAGCAGUCUUAAAAAAAAUGUGGAGCAAAUUGUGAUGCAAUAACAGGAAUAUUAUUCGGUCUUAUCAUGCCAUAGUGAGUGUGUGAACGCACCACAAACCUAGUUAAUGUGCAAGCUAUCACAAUGAGCUUCUUUUGGUGCCGUUGAGAAUAUUUUGCUUGAAUGAUGCUUGAAUCAAAUGUCCCCGAGUUUUUUCAGACUUGUAAAUUUUUUAUUAAUAUGAUGCCUGUACUUGUAAAUAAGGGGUCUGUUUUUACCCAAACUAGCUUUCUGAUGUCAACGAGUUGUUUUGACUUUUUUCCCUCUUCAGUAUUGAUCAAGAACAAUGACAUUUUGUAAAUAUUAUGUAAAUACAUAUGAGAUACUUUGAGAUAAAUGCCCCCCCCCCCCUAUUUUUUAUUCUGGUCAUAUAUGAUUUAUUUCUUGGUUCAUAAGUUCCUCAUGACAUGUCAGUAGACAUUUACAUCAUAUGUUCACAGUAUAAAACCAUACGAGAUAGCUGUGUUCUGGCCAGGCUCCUUUGGGAAUGUGGCUGUCCUUUAAUUCUGUGAUAAUGAAAUUAAAAUAUAGUACCUACUUGUGCAAAAACCUUUGCAUUGAAAUAACUUUUCCAUUUAUUUUGGAUACAUGUGCAGAACGUCAUAUUUAAAAAUAUUGAGUAAAGCAGAACUAUUAUGAACACAUGUGUAUGAUCCUCACGUCAAGGCACUUUCAAAUGUGAAUGCAUCAGUGUAAAGUAUAAGUUUAUUUGAGGGAAUAAAACACCUAAUAUUUGUCUAUGCACAUAGCUCCUUGAAAUUUGUUUUGUGCUUUUGACACGCAUCAAAUAAAUAUUUUACACAAAUUUUCUGCGACAGCAGAAAUUAGUAGAAUUUUUUUUACCUGAUCCACAUUCCUAUACAGAGAAAUUUCUAUUACAAGGAGAUAUUUCUUGUUAGAUUACAUCUUUUCUGGCAUUGUUUCUGUAGAAUGAUUUACAGACAAUUCAUUACCUGAAAUAAGAAAGAAAAAAAAUACUUCAUUUUACUAUACUUGUGAAACUGGGCACAAAGGUUUUAGACUGGUAUAUUAUGGUUUGUAGAAGUACAAGGUGGUGAAUUUUGGCUUGAAAUAUGUUUAUUUUUUUCUCUAUUGUGUGUACAUGAUUUGAUCGGACCCCCCCCCCAAAAAAAAAAAUAAUCACGGAAAUUCAAAACAAACUUGGAACCAUCAGCUCACAUAGUUUCCAAAGGGGUAUUGAACAAGCGAAUCUUUCUCUACAUGUAUCUUUACCUUAUUUUUUUGUCUGUUCCACUUUCAUUUUUUCUUCAAUCAUCAACAUCACUUGUAUUGAAAAUAAAUUUUAUACAGAAAUCCAA
Lytechinus pictus (painted urchin) is the source of this 5873-nucleotide messenger RNA. RefSeq names its product RNA-binding protein 39-like. Gene Ontology annotation, molecular function: RNA binding; U1 snRNP binding. Gene Ontology annotation, cellular component: nucleus. The transcript has 14 exons. The coding region runs from base 477 to 2405 and encodes 642 amino acids. Gene Ontology annotation, biological process: mRNA processing. NCBI's taxonomy places the organism in Eukaryota, Metazoa, Echinodermata, Echinoidea, Temnopleuroida, Toxopneustidae. The record is from RefSeq and is a predicted model, not a curated record.